Messenger RNA from Apaloderma vittatum (bar-tailed trogon), 797 nucleotides. Its product is annotated as CD2-associated protein-like. The record is from RefSeq and is a predicted model, not a curated record. The annotation marks the transcript as partial. NCBI's taxonomy places the organism in Eukaryota, Metazoa, Chordata, Aves, Trogoniformes, Trogonidae. The transcript is spliced from 7 exons.
AUGAAAAAGGAGCUUUGGAUCAGAAACCUUUGAAGCCACAAGCUCCUCAAGUACCACCCAAGAAGCCUAUUCCUCCAAGCAAGACGAACAGCUUACUGAGAGCAGGACUCCUGCACCCAAAACGUCCAGAUAAACCUGUUUUGCCAUCAUCUGUAUCCAAAUCUAAUGGAGAAGUUGUUUCUCUUCGACCGAAAUCUGAAGUUGAGCCAGUAGGAAAACCAAAGUUAGACUCUGAACCAGUACUACUCAGACCAAAAUCAGUAGAGGUAGACUCACUUGUGGUAAAGAGCUCUAAAGAAUCAGAUCUGUUAAGCUUUGAUGAUGUAAUAGCUACCUCAGAUAAUCUGUCACACCCUACUGCGAACCGACCCAAGAUGCCUGGUAGGAGGCCGCCUUCACGUUUCAAUUGCAGUAGUUCUGCAAGUCAAAAUGUGACUCCAGAAAAAACUUUGAAGGUGCAGAAAGAAGAGGAAAGUGCCAAACCAAAGCCAAUUGAAACAAAAAAGCCAUCUACAUUUAGUCCUCCGAUUCCAUCUUCAUCUCAGAGACCAAGUUCUGUUAUACUCAACUUUUUUCCUGGAGACAUCCAACUUAAAGGAGAAACGGAUGACGAAAAAAUUUCUGUGGAAGAGCUCAGGACUCAGAUUAAUGAUUUGCUGGGUUUAGUAGACGCACUGAGGAAAGAGCAUGGGAGAGAACUGGAAAAAAUAAAGAAGGAUUUGGAAGAAGAGAGGCUGCUGCGAAGUGAUUUGGAGCUUGAAAUAGAAAAAUUGAAGAAGGCAGUGAUGUCUACAUGA